Messenger RNA from Aspergillus mulundensis, 432 nucleotides. RefSeq lists its product as uncharacterized. Bases 1 to 432 code for a protein of 143 amino acids. The record is from RefSeq and is a predicted model, not a curated record. NCBI's taxonomy places the organism in Eukaryota, Fungi, Ascomycota, Eurotiomycetes, Eurotiales, Aspergillaceae. The transcript is spliced from 3 exons.
AUGCGUAUUCAGAUCCCUACCGUCCUGGUGGCCUUCUUUGCAAUGGUCUCCGCUGAUAAGCUGACCUGCGCCACUGAAGACAACGCAGCUCCGUGGUCCGCCAUCUCGGACGGCAUGCACUGGAUCGGCACCGCCGAGCACUCCAACCGCGGCUUCGAUGAGCAUGGCAAGCUUACUAUGGACCAUCCUGGCUCCGCAGUUCUCCCCGCCAACCGCUGCACCCGCCUUUACUGCAACAACGGUGGUGCUUUCUGGUGGUGCAACGAGGGUGAGCGCGAACGUUACAUGGGAAUCCGCAACAUCCGUGAAGGCGCUGCUGUGAUUGCUCGCGACUGCCCCAAGUACUCGAAGGAGAAGAAGACAUGGGCUGGCGGCCACCUUGAGCAUGACGACAAGUGGACCGUCUGGGUUGAGUUCGACCACGCCUGCUAA